Messenger RNA from Erinaceus europaeus (western European hedgehog), 5952 nucleotides. It is a transcript of the gene PUS7L, whose product is annotated as pseudouridine synthase 7 like. Bases 185 to 2293 code for a protein of 702 amino acids. The transcript is spliced from 9 exons. Lineage: Eukaryota; Metazoa; Chordata; Mammalia; Eulipotyphla; Erinaceidae. Gene Ontology annotation, molecular function: pseudouridine synthase activity; RNA binding. Gene Ontology annotation, biological process: pseudouridine synthesis. Gene Ontology annotation, cellular component: nucleus. The record is from RefSeq and is a predicted model, not a curated record.
GGGACUGAUGUGGGGUGGGCCUACUUGGGAGAGGGGUGUUGACUGUGUCGUGCGCCCUUUGGAAUUCAGUUCUGAGUGUUGGCCGCACAGGUGGGAAGCUGCAGUGAAUCUGGAGGAGCCUAGGCGCUUGGUGGAGAAAGAGCAAAAAGUGAAAGGCUCUCCUUAAGAGCAUUGCUAUUUCAGAAUGGAAGAGGAUACAGAUUUUAAAACCAGGUUCAGUUCCUUGUGUUUUAUUACUGACCAUAUUGGAUUUCAUGGCACUAUAAAAAACUCACCGAGUGACUUUGUUGUUACUGAGAUUGAUGAACAAGGACAGUUAGUUUAUAAAGCCACCGAUGGGCCUACUUAUACACUUAGUAGAGGACUAUCUGAACCAAAUGAUUUUGUCAAAAAAGCAAAGCUCGAUGUUCAGAGUUUUUCCUUUGAAGAGAGAAGCCACCAAGAAGUCAGUCCUUUGAUGGAAUCCUCUGAUGCUGACCGGUGUCCUCAUUCUGGUUCAGAAAAGGAAAAUGCUGUCAAUUAUGGAACUUCCAAAAGCAAAGAAGAAAAUGUUGAUGUAUUAGGCACCUUGUUAGAUGAAAGAACUAAUGAAUUGCUGAAUCAGUUUGCCUGUGAUGUAAAAAAAAAUUGGAAUUCUAAAACUGAGCUAACUGGACCAUCUCCUGAAUUCUCAGUAGGAAGAAUCCUUGACAAAAGCCAGAGAGCUGUUUUGCAUAGUUGUAUUAGGCAAAAAUUUCCUUUUCUAAUAACUGUAGGGAAAAACAGUGAAAUUCUUGUCAGACCAAAUCUUGAAUGUAAGGAACUUUGUCACUUGGUGUCUGAAGAAGAAGCAUUUGGCUUUUUCAGAUAUUUGGAUGCAAAGAAAGAAAAUUCCAAAUUCACCUUUAAACCAGAUACAAGCAAAGACCACAGAAGAGCUGUCCACCAUUUUGUCAACAGAAAGUUUGGAAACCUUGUGGAAACCAAAUCUUUUCCUGAGCUGAGUUCCAAUGCUGGUGAUCCACAAGCAGUGAUAACAGUAAGAUUUCGGGGAAAAGCACAUACGCAUAGGAAAAGGUCUCUUUUUGAAUGCCAGGAAAGAAAAGUCAUAUACACAGCCUUCACCCUAUGCAAAGAAAACAUGGAAAUGUUUGAAGCUAUUGGAUUUCUAGCUGUCCAACUUGGUGUGAUUCCAUCAGAUUUUACUUACGCAGGCCUUAAAGACAAAAAAGCCAUUACCUAUCAAGCAAUGGUUGUGAAAAAAGUGACUCCUGAGAGGUUGAAAAAUAUUGAAAAAGAAAUGGAAAAAAAAAGAAUGAAACUGUUUAAUAUUCGGUCUGUCGAUGAUUCUCUUAGACUGGGCCAACUCAAAGGAAAUCAUUUUGAUAUUGUCAUUAGAAAUUUAAGAAACCAACUAAAUGACUCUGAAAACCUGAGAGAGAGAAUUUUGGAGGCCAUAGAAAAUGUUAAGGUCAAAGGAUUUGUGAAUUACUAUGGACCACAAAGAUUUGGGAUGGGAAGCAAAGUUCAUACAGACCAGAUUGGAUUAGCCUUGCUGAAGAAUGAAAUGGUGAAGGCUGUAAAAUUAUUUCUUACACCUGAAGAUUUGGAUGACCCUGUAAAUAGAGCGAAGAAAUAUUUUCUCCAAACUGAGGAUGCUAAAGGCACACUCUCCCUGAUGCCUGAAUUCAAAGUCCGCGAGCGAGUACUGCUGGAGUCGCUGCAUCGCUUUGGUGUGACAGAGGAGGGCUGCGUGCAGGCCUGGUUCUCACUCCCUCACUCUAUGCGCCUAUUUUACGUCCACGCUUAUAGCAGCAAGAUUUGGAAUGAGGCAGCAUCUUACAGACUUGCAACAUACGGGCCGAGAGUUGUGGAGGGUGAUUUGGUGUGUUUGGAUGAAGUUGUUGAUGCUGAGCAGUUCACAAACCAUAAGGUUCAUUUGGUAACUAAUGAAGAGGAAUCAGCUAAUACAUAUGCAAUACAUCAGGUGGUUCUUCCAGUGCUUGGCUACAACAAUCAGUACCCAAGGAAUGAAGUAGGGCAGUGGUACCAGGAGAGACUUCGCAGAGAUGGACUGCAGACAUGCAGGUUUAAAGUUCCUGCUCUGAAACUAAAUGUUCCAGGCUGCUUCCGGCAGGUUUUGAAACAUCCCUGCAAUGUCUCCUAUAAGCUCAUGGAGGAACAUGAUACUGAUCUCAGCAUGGAAGGAUCCCACACCAGUGAGGCCACUUUAUCUCUUCUGAUCUCUUUUGAUCUUGAUGCAUCAUGCUAUGCUACAAUUUGCCUCAGGGAAAUCAUGAAGCAUGACUUUUAAAUCCAGUCCUGUUAACAGAAGUGUGUACAUGAUACUCUUCAAAGGAAAGAGAGCUGGCGUUUCUUUAGCAUCUACCAUGUGCAAGGAGCUCUGCAAUAUAUGUAGUGUUCUCUUAUUUUACAGCAUUUGAUAAAGCAGAAAUUUGGUGCUAGUGUUCCAGAGGACAUGUAGCUCAUAAGUUGAAGAAUCUGAAUUUAGGGGAGUCAGGCGGUAGUGCAGUGGGUUAAGUGGUGCAAAAUGCAAGGACUGGCAUAAGGAUUCUGGUUCGAGCCCCCGGCUCCCCACCUGUAGGGACGUCGCUUCACAGGUGGUGAAGCAGGUCUGCAGGUGUCUAUCUUUCCCCCUUUCUGUAUCCUCCUCUCUCUCUAUUUCUCUGUCCUAUCCAACAACAACGACAUCAGUGGCAACAAUAACAAUAAUGACAACAACAAGGGCAACAAAAUGGGAAAAAAAAAAAAGGCCUUUAAGGAGUGGUGAAUUGGUGGUGCAGGCACUGAACCACAUCGAUAACCCUGGAGGCAAAAAAAAAAAAAAAGAUUACAAGGUAUAGUUUCACACCACACCCACCACCAAAUGUCUUCCCAACAAUAUCCACCAUUGUUCUUACAAAGUUUUGGAAAUAGUUUGUUUACUUCUCUUUUUUUGUUUGCUUGUUUUUUCUAAGUUCAUGUUUGUCAGUUCUCUAGAUUCCACAUAUGAAUGAAACCAUCUGGUAGUUGUAUUUACUUCAUUUAUUUUGCUGAGCAUAAUCCCCUUUAGUCAUAUCUAAUUUGUUACGAAGGACACAAUAUUGUCUUUUUGAUUGCAGAAUAGAUUUCAUGGAGUAUAUGUAUCCCAUAAUUUAUUUAGCCAGUCAUCUGUGGAUGGGCACUUAGGCUGCUUCCACUGUUUGGCUAAUGUGAAUAGUGCAGCUAUGAACAUAGGGGUACAUGUUUGCAUGUUUUUUGGAUAAUGUCCAAGAGUGGUGUUGCUGGAUCAUAAGGUAAUUCCAUUUUAAUUUACUUAAUGACUCUCCAUACAAUCUUCCAAAGUGGUUCUGCACCAGUUUGCCCCUACCAGCAGAGUAAUAGAAUCCCUUUUUCUCUAUAACCUCUCCAAUACCUGUCAUUUCCUGCUUUGAUGUAGGCCAUUCCCACAAGUGUGAGGUGGAAUCUUAGAGCAGUUUUAAUUUGCAUCUCUCUCUCUCCCUCUUUCUUUUUUACAAGGGCACUGCUCAGCUCUGGCUUAUGGUGGUACGCCAUUUGAUAGUUUUACAAUAUCAUUGUAAAACCAUCAAAACCCUAUGAAAAGGAAAAAAAUUGCAGGCUGUUAGGGAAAGGAAAUAAGUUAUAUAUAAAGAUAGAGUUACCAAGUUUUUCAUCAGACUUCACAAACCCUACAGGCAAGGAGAGAGUAAGUGAAAUGACAUAUUCAGAGUACUAAAAGAGAGAAUUCGAGGCAUACAUCUUAUAUCCUGAAAAAUUAUCCUUCAAAUAUGAGGAGGGAGAAAUAAAGGUCUUCUCAGAUAUCCAAAGCUAAAGGAAUUUUCCAUCAUCAACCUCACCUUACAAUAAUUACUAAGAGGAGUCUCAGAAGCAAAGAAGCAAAGGAAUAAACAUUCUAAGUGAGGUGAACAGUAGUAGACUAGAACUAAGAACACAACAGAAAAGGAAAGAACAGUGAAACAGGAAAGGGUAGGGAGUUAAUGGAUAAAGCAUUUUUAUCAAAUGUUAGUUAAUCAAGAACAACAUAAAAAGAUGUUUUAAAAGAUAUAAUAUGUUAUUACACUUAUGGUAACCACAGUACAAAAACAAGAAACAGAUUAAUAGAAGAUAAAGAUCAGUGAGGAACUCAUCACAGAAACCCAUCCAUAUAAAAUGACAGAUAGAAACAACUGGGCAAAGAAUCAGCAAUUUAAAAUGAAUUCUAAAAGGGCCAGGUGGUGGUGCACCUAGUUGAGCAUACAUGUUACAGUGCUCAAGGACCCAGGUUUGAGCCCUCAGUUCCCACCUGUAAGGGGACAGCUUUGCGAGUGGUGAAGCAGGGCUGCAGGUGUCUCUGUCUCUCUUCCUAUCACCCCCUUCCCUCUCAAUUUCUGGCUGUCUCUAGCCAAUAAAUCAAUAGAAAUUAAAAAUUAAACCUUUUCAAAAAAUAAAAUGAAUUCAAAACAAAAAUCAGAAUGGAUGUAAGUAAACCACACAUACCAAUAAUCACCCUAAAUUUGAAUGGCCUAAAUUCAUCUGCCAAGACUCAAAGCAGUUAAUGGAUUCAAGACAAGAUCCGAUCAUUAUGUGGUUUCAGGAAAUACAUCCAAAGAAAAAACAAGCAGAAGCUUAAUAUAAGAGCUUGGAGAAAGAUAUUCCAAGCUAAUAAUUCAGAAAAAAAAUAAUUCAGAAAAAAUUCUGUUCUCAGAUAAAAUGAACUUUGAAGUAAAGAAAGUAAGCAGAGACAGAAAAAGAUGUUACAUUAUGGUCAAAGAAUCCAACAAGAAUUAUAAAUAUACAUGCCCCAAACUCAGGUGCAUCUAAAUAUGUAAAUCAAAUACUGAACUUAAGGAAGACAUUGACAGCAACACAAUAGCAUUAGGCUAUUUUAAUACACCAUUCACAGCAGAGACACAAAGUCAAUGGGGAAAUAGCAGUCUUAAGUGAAACAGCAGAAGAAAUGAACCUAACAGAUAUAUACAGAACUUUCCAUCCCAAGAGAAAGGAAUACACACUCUCAAUUCACAUGGAACAUCCACAAGGAUUGAUCAUAAGCUGGGUCACAAAGAUAGCCUAAACAAAUACAUAAAUAUUAUGUUGAUAAAGUGCAUCUUCUCAGACUAUGAUGAUAUGAAGCUAGAAGUCAAGCACAAGAAGAAAUUCCCCCUAAGUUUGGAGACUAAACAAUGUGCUUUUGAAUAAUACAUGGGUCACUGAAGAGAUAAAAAAAAACUUAAGACAUCUCAAUAUCAAUAAAAAUAAAGAUACCAGCUAUCAGAUCCUAUGGGAUGCAGCAACAGUCCUGGGAGGGAAGUUUAUAGCAGUAUAGGCCCAUAUUACAACAGAUGACACUCGGUACUUUUAACAACUUGGGAAGAGUCUAAGCUCAUCAGAGAAAGGACUAUAAAAGCUGGAUAAGGGCAAGCUACUGGCUCAUUUAAUGGUACCCUUUUUGGUCAAAGGGGACCCUAAUUUGGGAAGUCUUGGAUUCCAAAGUAGACAAUAUGGGCCAAAACCUCUAAAAGACCCUCUCUUCACCAUCACUCACUGGUCACUUCCAUCAGGAGCAUCAUAAGACCUCUUGUGGGCCACUCCAGGACCUCACCUUCACUAUAAACCAGCAAUGUAAGCACUGCCCCACUCUCUGAAAGGAGACUGGGUCAUCCUAACCUGCCACUCAAGGAAGACUGGUCCUGAAAUGAAGGCAUCCUAGAAUGUUCACAGCUGUGAACAACAACUGGGAGCUCAAACUGACAAGGACUCAGCGGUUACACAGGCUCCUGUGCUAAAUAUGAAUAUAUAUGGGCUCUGGGUUGGAUUGAUGGGGUAAACAUUAAUUUAUUGAUUUUCUUCAAAUUUGGGAGCUACUCUUUGCCCUAUUCCAGCUUUCUUGUUCUAUUCUCAAUUCUGACAACAUCUUCCCAGACAACAUUUUUGUCCACCUGCAUGUUAGCAAUAAAACUUAAGCAAAAACUA